Molecule: messenger RNA, 213 nt
Organism: Ceutorhynchus assimilis (cabbage seed weevil)
Lineage: Eukaryota; Metazoa; Arthropoda; Insecta; Coleoptera; Curculionidae
Source: the annotation of a GenBank genome assembly
AUGCCACGUCUCGGAAAAUAUAAUAAAAUUUCUCCUAACGACAGAGCCAGGGUUUUGAAAGCCUAUGAAGAUGGAAAAGUUUGGCAAGAAUGUGCAGAUGCUUUGGGUAUAAGCGUACGUACUCCAUAUGAAUGGAUAAAAAAGGAUCAGGAAGAGAACGCCGAAAUCGAGUCUACAUUAGUAGAGUAUGGGUUGAAGAAAACGCUACCAUAA